AUAUAAAUUCAUCAUUGCAUAUCAAUAUAAUCAGAAAUCGCGAAAAGUUCAACUAUGAAGGUCAUUAUAACGCUUUCGGUUUUAUUUGUUACCACUUCUGGUAUCCCAAUUACUGAUAGCGACUAUCGUGUGUUCAGUACCAUUGUGGAAACUGCUCCGGGGGUGUACCAGUUGGAGAAUAGAACAGGUUCCAUACCACCUUACCAUGCGACAGAGAACGAUAUAAAAUUCUAUUUUGCGAGCCGCAAAGAUCAACUUCCUGUACUAAUCGAUACAAAAGAUCCAAGCUCAGUAGAAAAAACCUCAUUUUCACCUAAGAAAGAUACUUGGUUCGUAGUACAUGGUUGGAAGAACGACUUUUCAUCGCGCAUGAGAGAAAUAGUAGGCAACGCACUUUUGGAAAAGGAGGAUGUGAAUAUUUUUUGCGUGGACUGGAGCAGUAUCGCUCUUAAAACUUACCUUGAAGCAUUUGCAGCAGUUCCGGAUGUAGGCAGACUAACUGGAGAGUUGAUCAAAGUUCUCAUAACGGAUCAUGGACUUAACAUUAACAAAAUUUUUAUUGUUGGCCAUUCACUUGGAGCACAUGUCGCAGGGCGAAUAGGAGAAGAUUUCAAAGGAAAUCUGCCUCUAAUUGUGGGGCUGGAUCCAGCUGGACCUGGAUUUUUUUAUGAAAUAACAAACAACCGACUGGAUCCCACAGAUGCACAAUUCGUUCAUGUUAUUCAUACCAAUACUGCCUUUCUUGGAUUCAGGAGAACAUUAGGUCAUGUGGACUACUAUCCGAAUGGGGGCGAAUUUCAGCCAGGUUGUCCUUUAGAUAUAACCGGGUCGUGCUCGCACACAAGAUCUUACGAACUCUAUGCAGAAUCUAUAGUGAACGGUGGAUUUUCAGCAGAGAGGUGUAACAGUCAAUGGGACUAUGAUACGGGAAAUUGUGAAGAUAAUAUGCAAUCUCAGAUGGGAGGUUACUCACCUGACGAAGGGGUUUCUGGUAAAUACUACUUGAAAACAAAUGACAAAUCACCGUUUUCUCUCGGAUAAGCAAGGAGGAAAUCACCCAUGAAAGUCUCAAACAAAUAAAAUAGAUAAACUAUCAUUGACUUCCUUCCCGAAUGAUUUUGUAGCGCCGAUGUUCAUGAAAAUUAGGAUUUACCCUCUACUUCAAAGUUAACACGAUACCGGAGGAUGCUUUUACCCUGGGUGUGGAUGUAACCCCUUUCCGAGAAUGAGAUAUUUUUUUAUUGAAAAUAGAAUCAAUGAAUGGAUUGUUCAAUUGUAGGCAACUUCUGUUCCGUAUUUUUUUUCUAAAAAUCAAUACAAUAUGACUUAUUCGCGAGUUAGUGUCAAUUUUUUUGCCAAUUAACUAUCUCUUUCAGGUGGUUUCUCGCGAAUAACUCAAAGAGAGAGUGUUUCAUUGAAAAAAAUCAUUCCAUGUGAAGAAGUUUUUCAGAAAUAACAAAAGAAAUAUUGGUCUUCAGAAUCAAUACAAACAGAGUGAGAGCUUGUUGAAAAUUGAUUCGUAAUCGUCAAAUGCCAAAAUCGAAAGUUUCAACAAGAAAUACCCAUUCUUGAAAUGCUUCAAAAAGUUUCUAUUAUUUUUUUUUAUUGAAUUCCUUGGCAUCUGAACUAAGCAAGUUAUGCUGAAAAUUAUAUCGUUUCCUAUUUUUUCGGCAACAAAGAAUAUUAAAAUCACCCCCUGAUUACCACCCAAUAAAAAAUAAUUUUUCCCAGUUUAUUUAUAUGCUUGUAAUACACUCCAGAAGUUCAACAGGUUUAAAGUGCUUAGUAUUGAAAAAAAAAUUAGCUUGUAGUAAAAAAGACAUUAGUGUAAUUUUUCACAAAAUAACUCAAAUAAUACUUUUCAACUUAUAUUUAGGAAAAGAUUUUUUGCAGAAAUACGAAAAUGCUCUCUCACUUCACGCUCUUUUUUUUUCAAAACUGAAUUUCAGAAGAGGAAACGCACGUCGAGAAGAGUAGUGUAGUUCUGUUGUUUGUAUAAAGUUCUCGUUUUGGAGAACUGAGCAAUUCAAACCAGUCAAACUUCUAGAACACAUCUCAAGUACAUGAAUGAAGUGGAUUGUGAAGUGGAAACGUUUAUUUUGAAUUGGGGUAGUAAGUAAAGAGUGAUUUUAGCAUUUGUUUGUCGCAGAAAAAUAGGGAUCAACAUUAUUUCCGUAAUAACCCGCUUUAUUGUGAAACUAGGGACUUUUUACUUUUGACUAAUGAAAACAAACCUCAACAACCUAUUACUUCUUUUUUAUUGGGUCUACAAACAAUAGAAAUACAAUUUUUAUUAUUUUUUAGGCUAAAUUUCCACUAAAAAUUAUUUUUUCGAAAGAUAUUAUGAAAACCUGGGUAUUCUUGAAGAAAAAAAUUGACACUUUAUCCGCGAAUUAAUCAGGAACUAUCAAGUAUUAGAAAAAUACUUCACAAAACAAAAAUUAUUCAAUCUAUCCAACGAAACAUGUUUACCUCCAAAAAGAGGUCAUCCACCCCAAGCUAAAACCAACUCUCUGUAUAAGAUCAACUUCGAAGUAUAGGAUCGGUAGAUUGUUAAUCGAAUUUUUUUGCAAAUCGGUGCUGUUUAGAGAAUUAUGAAGUUUUGCCGUAUUUUACAUCCAUUCAUUUUGAUGAUGAGUUCAAUAAAGUCUUCAAUGUAUCCUUAUUUACAGUAAGAGAAGAUUAAACUGUAGAGUCAUAGAAGUGCUUUCAUGGAUCUCUAUUAUGUAUUGUUUAUAGUAUUAUAUGAUAAUAUAAAAUCGAAUGAA
Molecule: messenger RNA, 2768 nt
Organism: Leptinotarsa decemlineata (Colorado potato beetle)
Lineage: Eukaryota; Metazoa; Arthropoda; Insecta; Coleoptera; Chrysomelidae
Product: inactive pancreatic lipase-related protein 1
Biological process (GO): lipid catabolic process
Molecular function (GO): lipase activity
Source: RefSeq, a predicted model, not a curated record